Molecule: messenger RNA, 2518 nt
Organism: Cydia amplana
Lineage: Eukaryota; Metazoa; Arthropoda; Insecta; Lepidoptera; Tortricidae
Gene: Pxt
Product: chorion peroxidase
Exons: 15
Coding region: 121-2478 (785 amino acids)
Biological process (GO): response to oxidative stress
Molecular function (GO): heme binding; peroxidase activity
Source: RefSeq, a predicted model, not a curated record
UCUAAAUUCAAAUAUCGGUAUAAACUAUUCUUUCAUUUUCACCAUCGCCUCAACACGGUGCGCAACGCAUAAUGUAUUUUUGAAUUUGGAAUAAUAAAAUUGUUAGUUUUAGUGGCCAGUAUGGAUAUGUUCAAGUUUGUAUUGUACGUGUAUUUCUAUAUUGUGGUGGUGUGUCCGAAUGAGAUAUUGAGUCAAGAACAUGGGAGACCAUCAUUGGUCCCACAUGGUAACAAAGGGCACGACCAAACCCACGAACGUCCCUGCGAUGUCUGCCCCCGCCACGGACGGUGCGUGCCUAAGAUCCAGUGCCCAGCCCACAGAAGACCUGGAACCAGCAACCCGCUGUGCCAUCUAGCGGGCCAGAGGGAUCUACUUGGAGUCUGCUGUUUCACUGGUAGCCUACAUGCUGCCGAAGCUGAUCUAAAAGCCCGUGCGGCUACUUCAGUACCAGCUGAAGAUGUGAAGACAGCUCACGCGGCUUCACGGCAGAAGCUUGCAGAAUGGCUCAGCAAGGCUAUGAGGCUGUUGAAAGAGAGGCACGUGCUGGUUAAUAGCACUGCGCCAAGCUUCGCGCAUCACUUGUCUGUGAUGACAUAUGACGAUCGAGCAGAAAAGCUGGGUCUGGGUGCGCUGCUGAACCUGUUUGCAGCCCAAGAGUUGAAGUCGCGGCAGGCCUUCUCUGAUGACGACCUGGCGCUGGGGCUCACUGGGAAUACUGAUGGUCCAUUUUGUCCACCGCCCCCAUCAUGCCCGAACCCACCCAGCCGCUACCGCAGUAUCGAGGGGGAGUGCAACAACCCAGAGUUCCCCACUAGAGGCGCCGUUCACACUGAAUACGAGAGACUUCUUCCACCGGACUACAGUGAUGGAAUCUGGGCGAUGCGAGCCUCUACCACGGGUCUUCCCCUCCCCAGCGCUCGAGUAGUCAGCCAGAGUUUGCUUAUCGACGCCAACCGCCCAAGCAACACCCACAACCUCAUGUUCAUGCAGUUCGGGCAGUUCAUAUCACAUGAUGUUAGUGCCGGCGUCGUGUUUACUAUCGGAAACGGAAGCGCGAUCUCCUGUUGCGCUGGCGACGGCGAGGUCCCACUUCCUGAAGACCAGCAGCACUGGGGCUGCGCACCUAUCGACACCCCACCUGAUGAUCCAUUCUACGGGACCUUCCGUCAGACGUGCCUCAACUUCGUCAGAGCCCAGCUGGCUCCGGCUAGCGACUGCUCUGUAGGCUAUGCUAAACAGAUGAACGGUGCCACCCACUACGCUGACCUAUCCCAGCUGUACGGAAACUCUCGUUCCAAACCCGGGCAGCUCCGAGCGGCCGGUGGUUUCCUCAACACGUUCAACGACUACGGGAGGGCUCUACCCCCUUUGACUAGGAGAGGGGAGUGCGUGACUACCAACCAAGGAGCGGCAUGUUUUGAAUCAGGCGACAACCACGGCAACCAAGUGAUCUCCCUCACCCUUCUCCACACCAUCUUCACCAGAGAGCACAACCGCGUGGCCCAGGCCCUGUCCAGGUUCAAUCCCGACUGGGACGAGGAUACAGUCUUCUUGGAAGCCAGGCGCAUCUUGCAGGCGGAGUUCCAGCAUAUUAUUUAUAAUGAAUGGCUGCCGCUACUGUUAGGUCCACGUUUAGUCCAGGCGUUCGGGCUGUCCCCAGCUGGCGGCUAUUCCACGUCGUAUGACUCUCAUAUCAAUCCAGCGCUUACCACGGAAUUUUCUACCGCGGCCAUGAGAUUCGGACACUCUGUCGUUGAUGGGAAACUGGUAAUCCCCAGCCCGGCGAAAGGCACCGUGUACGAGACAAUCUCGCUCCCAGAAGUGAUGUUCCAGCCAUCUCGCCUGCGCCUGCGACCCUUUCUCGACCGCGCACUGACAGGACUCUCGUGGCAACCCAUGCAAUCCGUCGAUCCUUUUGUCACUGAAUCUUUAACCCGUUACCUGUUCCACGGAGGCAACCCCUUCGGCUUAGACCUGGCGGCCAUCAACAUACAGCGCGCACGUGACUACGGCGUCAGAUCAUACAACAAUUAUCGCGAGCUCAUUGGAUUAAAGCCGUAUGGUGACUUCAACCAGUUUCCUCCUAGCGCCGCAAACCGUCUGUCCUCGGUCUACUCCAACCCCGACGACAUCGACCUCUGGAUCGGUGGUCUACUAGAAGAGCCAGUUGACGGCGGUAUCGUCGGAGCGACCUUCGCCAACAUCAUCGCUGACCAGUUCUCCAGGAUGAAGAGAGGAGACCGCUACUUCUACGAGCAUGGGCCUGACGUGAACCCUGGAGCUUUUACUCCUGGUCAAUUAGCUGAAAUAAAGAAGGUUACCCUGUCCAGAAUAAUUUGUGACAACAAAGACGGAAUUGAGCUCUUUUCACAACCUCCUAGUGCUUUCUUAAGGGCAGAUUUACCUGGAAACGAGCCGGUGCCUUGCGACAGCCCACUCAUUCCAACAGUGGACCUCAGCAGAUUUAGAGAUAUUUAGUUAAUAAGCUCUUGCGAUCUGGAACAUCAAAUGUUUCAUG